Messenger RNA from Acanthoscelides obtectus, 1633 nucleotides. Lineage: Eukaryota; Metazoa; Arthropoda; Insecta; Coleoptera; Chrysomelidae. The record is from the annotation of a GenBank genome assembly.
UACAAAUCAAAUUUCGUUGGAACGAACUUUUGUUAUCUGAGGUCGACAGUCGCAUGCAUAAUUAACCAGCGUUUUGUCAUAAUCAGUAUCAGUUGUGUUGUGAUAAUAAGAUGGUGGUAUUCAGUAGGAACGUCACCCGUUGUUUAAGAAAUAUCUGUAGAUCUAUAAGUAUAUACAAUCGUCUUCUAACUGAAGCGCCUCUAUUUCCUGGAGCGAAAACAACAUGGACAGAAAAGCUGGAAUUCCUGAACCAGAAUUCGUAUCCGUCAAUUCCAGUCUACAGAGUCAUGGAUCGUCAAGGCAACGUCAUCGUGCCCGACGAAGAUCCCAAAGUUCCUGAAGAAACCCUGAUUAAGAUGUACAAAGACAUGGUGCUGCUCAACAGUAUGGACAAGAUACUAUACGAAUCUCAAAGACAAGGCCGGAUAUCCUUCUACAUGACAAGUUAUGGAGAAGAAGCAACUCAUUUUGGAAGCGCAGCAGCUCUAAGCUUAGAAGAUGUAGUGUACGCUCAGUAUAGAGAAACUGGAGUGCUUUUAUGGAGAGGGUUCACUUUACAAGAAUUCGUAGACCAAUGUUACGGCAACAUCGCCGAUAUGGGUAAAGGAAAACAGAUGCCUGUACACUACGGAAGCAAGAAGCUGAAUUUUGUCACCAUUUCUAGUCCGCUAACUACCCAGUUACCACAAGCUGUCGGAUCGGCUUAUGCUCUCAAGGAUCAGAACCGUGUGGUGAUUUGUUAUUUUGGAGACGGCGCAGCUUCAGAAGGUGACGCGCACGCGGCAUUCAACUUCGCAGCCACCUUACAGUGCCCCGUAUUGUUUUUCUGCAGGAAUAACGGGUACGCUAUUUCGACACCUGUGGAGGAGCAGUACGGAGGAGACGGUAUCGCUGCCAAAGGGCCCCCCUAUGGUAUAGCCACUGUCCGUGUGGACGGAAAUGAUGUAUUGGCGGUAUACAAGUGCACGCUUAAGGCAAAGGAAUAUGCAUUGAGGGAACAGAAGCCAGUCCUGAUUGAAGCUAUGAGUUAUCGUGUGGGCGACCAUUCAACAUCAGACGAUAGUACCGCUUACAGAAGUAGUGACGAAGUGCUACAUUGGCAAACAAAUGACUAUCCUGUUAACAAACUGCGGUACUAUCUAGAGAAAAAGAACCUUUGGAACGAUGAAUUGGAAAAGGCUUGGUUACAAGAGUCUAGGAAAAAUGUUCUGAAGGCAUUUAAUGAAGGAGAAAAGAAACCUAAGCCAAAAUGGACUGAAGUGUUCGAGGAUGUUUACAAAUACAUGCCACCACAUUUGGCGAGACAGAAGCAGCAAAUGGAGAAACAUGUUGAGAAAUACAAAGAACACUAUCCCGUCCAAAAAUUUAGUAGUUGAGCAGCAAACUUGUGGGAAACGUCAAUGUUUGACGGUUUGUUAUUUAUUAUGAAGUGUUUAUCAAUAAAGUUUUUUGAUAUAUAGAUAUAUCUUUCCGAUGUUGUAGACGCGUCCUGUUAUGCCGGAAAUGAUACCAAUUCAUUGUUUUCUUACAGACCAUCCUACUUUUUGAAAUAUUUUUUCGUAGAAAAUAGAUAAUAUCUGCAACCUCGGUCCUUCCUGGUAGUAGCAUUUAGUCAUAUUUCUUGUAGAUUGAC